Nicrophorus vespilloides is the source of this 971-nucleotide messenger RNA. RefSeq lists its product as uncharacterized. NCBI's taxonomy places the organism in Eukaryota, Metazoa, Arthropoda, Insecta, Coleoptera, Silphidae. The transcript is spliced from 3 exons. The record is from RefSeq and is a predicted model, not a curated record. Gene Ontology annotation, biological process: regulation of tube size, open tracheal system; septate junction assembly. Gene Ontology annotation, cellular component: membrane; septate junction. The coding region runs from base 153 to 845 and encodes 230 amino acids.
GGUACUUCUUGUGUUUGGUAGGUGUGUCUGCAUGCGUUUGACAUUCUUCAUUGUUACUCAUUCACCUGUUGUUUAUUUGUUAAGAUUAUUAAGUAGGUUGGUAAAAGUUGAGGAUUAUAUAUUUUUACGAAACUGCGAUCAACUGAACCAGAAUGGGAGUGGAAAAGAACGAAUAUCCAAAAGCUUCAGGAUAUCUUUAUUAUGGCGCCCUAUUAUCGUAUAUUGCGUUCUUUUUGCUGCUCAUAGCUUUCUGCUCCCCAUACUGGGUCCAAUCAUUUGAAAACACUGUAAACGAAUUUCUGAACAUGGGUCUAUGGGAGUAUUGCUUUGAUAAUUUCCGCUAUCCACACUACCAGUUUGACAAGUUGUUCACUGGAUGCCAUCAUGUUUUUAGCCAAGAGUAUUAUGUUAUCCGAGAGUGGCUUGUGCCAUCUUGGUUGAUGUCCGUACAGGCUUUUGUGACAAUUUCUUUCCUGCUGAGUGCAACUGCACAAGUAUUGCAAGCAUUGCAGUUGUGCAGAUGGCCUUUAAAUUUUGUCCUUCGUUAUGAAUAUAUUCUAUCUGGAAUUGAUUUUAUUUGCAAUAGUUUAUCAGCAAUUUUCAUGUUUUUGGCUGUAUUAAUCUUUGGAACAUCACAUGCUCGCCGUGAUUGGUUAUUGUAUCCCAAUUACAAUUAUCUGAGCUGGUCCUAUGGUGUGGCUAUCUUAUCAUUCUUCUUUCAUAUGUUUGCUGCAAUGGUUCUUUGGAAGGAAGCUAAACAAAGUUAUGAGCUGAGAAGGGAGUCCAAGAAUCUUAUUAUGCAGAUGCAACACCACCAACACCAACCACACCAUACACAUUGGUGAUAACUAUAUCAAAUAUUUUAUUGCAAGCUAAUUGUCAUACUAUUCUAAGUUCAAAAACACUAAAUUAACAUUCAACUGUUGGUGGUCAUUAUAUUAAUUCCUAAAGCAUACAUUAAUAAUGCAGGA